AUGAGGGAUUUUAUUCAUAGUUUGGAAGGUUUCACCUUCUCUAUCGGGGCGCCUUCCGCCUCUCUUUCCCUCGUUACUGAUGCCGCUACAGAUGCUCCUAGCAGGGUGAUUCCUCCCAUUGGGAAGAGAAGACAGGAGCACCCGGUCCUGUUUUUGGAGGUUCAACGGUCAGCUUCGGUCGGGAUAGAUGAGUUGGGGUCGAGUUCCUUAGAUACUACAUAA
Molecule: messenger RNA, 222 nt
Organism: Prunus armeniaca (apricot)
Lineage: Eukaryota; Viridiplantae; Streptophyta; Magnoliopsida; Rosales; Rosaceae
Source: the annotation of a GenBank genome assembly